Messenger RNA from Pantherophis guttatus, 2383 nucleotides. RefSeq lists its product as uncharacterized. The record is from RefSeq and is a predicted model, not a curated record. NCBI's taxonomy places the organism in Eukaryota, Metazoa, Chordata, Lepidosauria, Squamata, Colubridae.
CUAUGCUUGGCGGUCUUUUUAUCUCCCUCCCUGUCUCCGGUUCCCCCUCUGGCGCCUGGCAUUCCGAAGCUGUUGGCAGCUGCCGCUCUGGGCACCCUCCCAGCAGCUGGCGGGGGCCAAGGAAUCCGCACAGGCUGAAGGAACAGGUUCAGGCCUGUUGUGGCUGUGAGAUCCAGCCCUCCGCGCUCUUCUUCGACAUGCUGGUUUCUGUCUCGAAAACCUGCAAUGGGUCAUUCUGGGCUGAUCAUCUUUUGGAUCCUGGGCACGGUUGUUCUGAGCUAUGUCGGAACUCAGGAACUGGCGACGGAGGUACCGACGGGCGGGCAGCCCUCGGUGCUUUGCCCCGCCGAUGACAGCCCAGCGGCUCCACCAGAGGAACAGCUGCCAAUGCAGCCCAGAUUUAGCAACUGCAUGCUUCGAUGCACCUCCCACGCGUACGAAGCCUACACUGCGAUGCUGGCAUCCGGCGACUUCAAAAGGAUGACGACGUCGCUGAAAGUCAACGAAGGCGGGCAAGGGGCAGAGCACGAAUUCUGCUGGAUGCUUCAUCUCCGUUGCCAGAGAGGCGUCCGUCUCACCAAAGCGUUCGUCCUGCUGAACAUGGAGCAGUCUCUGGAUCAGAGCCAGCCUUUCCCUCUUCGCCUCCUCCUCACUGCUCCACCUUGGCCCCAUCCUCUCUUACAACCACGGUCCAAGAGACGGGACAGCCGGUUGCUGAACGGGGAAGCCUGCGGUGUCCGUUUCGAUGUGACGGAGCCCUUCCGCAACGCCGAAGGAGGCCGGGACGCCAAAAUGUGCGUGAAAGUUGUGUGCCCAGAGGGAGACGCCUGCAAGGACCUGCAGUUGAGUCUGCGCUGCCCGCCCUUCCUGGCCACUCUGUGGCGCAGUCUGCCUCGUCCUGAUGGCUAAACGGGUGGAGGGUUUCUUCUGCAAGGUUACCAGGAGGAAAGGAAGGGCUCCACAAUUCCCCUUGUGCGCACACGUUCGAGUUCAGCUGCUGAAGCAAUCUUCGGACCGGUUUCUCUUCAGGAUUCAUUUAUAUUUGGCAAUGUUUACAUUGCUUCAAGCGGGACAUAGGAUACGUUGCAGGCCACAGCUGCGCACAUUCGAUCAUGCGUCGAACGCUAUUCCAGACGGCAAUGACGGGAAGAUAGUUUUAACUCUUGAGAGUGGACGACAGCAAAACUCCUUCCCUUUUCGCAUUAGUAUUCUAGUCAGAUUUAUUGCAAAUACUAUAAUACCGGUAGUCCUUGACUUACAACAGUUCAUUUCGUGACUGUUCAAAGUUACGACGACACUGGACAAAGGGACGUGUGAUCGUUUUUCACACUUGUGACCGUGGCAGCGUCUCCCUGAUCACACGACCAAAAUUGGGAAGCUUGACAACUGACUCGUAUUUGUGACGGUUGCAAUGUCCUGGGGGAGUCAAAGGAUCCUGUUUUUAUGACAUUCUGACAGGCAAAGGUCAAUGGGGAAGCUGGAUUCACUUAACAACCGUGUGACUAACCAAACAACUGCAGUGAUUCACUUAACAACUGUGUGACUAACUGAGCAACUGCAGUGAUUCACUUAACAACCGUGGCGAGAAAGUUCGUAAAAUGGGGCAAAACUCACUUAACCAAUGUUUUAACUUAGCAACAAGAAUGUUGGGCUCAAAUUAUGGUCAUAAGUCAAGGACUACCUGUAAUGAGAUGGGGCUGAUUUGGAGUCACCUGUUACAAAGUUUUGCAAACCUACCACCAACGUCAAGCGAUUACCUAGCCUGCUAAAAGAAGAGAUUUCAACUAGCAAAAACAAUACCAUGCUUCGAAGACUUGUUCUCUCUUUUUAUCUUUUACCUGAGAUUUUAUUAUUCCUGCUCUACUUCUGCCUGAUAGGAUCUUCCUCAUUUCUGCAGGAACUCACGAACUUAUCACAGGCUGGAAGUUCUCUCCGUUUGUGUUGUUGUAAUCUUGGCUGCUGGGGUUAAGCAUAAGAAAAAUAUAUUAGACGGCACAUCCCCGUUGUAGGACAGAUUUUGCUAGACUUUAAAAUGUCCUUGAAAGGAAUAGCAAUUCUCUGAAAAGAUGUGGAAAAAACUCUGAAAUCAGAUCUCUGUAUUUCCUCAUGAAAUGUAACCUUGAACUUUGCGGGAUGGUGACAGUGUCAUAACAAUAUUUAUCUGGGCUCUGUGGUCUCUUGUCCACUGUUAUUGUCUCUAUCCAUUCCUUCGUUUAUCUUGUCUGUUUUUUUGGGAGUCUGUAUUUUUGGCUGAAGACAUCCAUUGUAGAUUCAGUCAAACUCUUUAUCUAAAAUGUUGGGAGGAAAGGGAAUCAAAAAGAAAAUUAUGUGGUGUUGCCAUGUUGUUUGGGGGCUUCUGAAAUAAAAUAAGCCUCUGCUGAAA